AUGGAAAAUAUAAAAAGAAAUGUAAUACAACAUAUAAAUAAAACUAGAGGAUAAAUGUAAUUAUACAAGAUCUUGACGUGUGCAGGAUCUUAAGCCCCGCCCCUUUGAGCUCACACUCAUUUGCAUACACACAUUCUGGUGUGAUGUAUUUAUCAAUUAGUGUUUGUGUUGUGAAAAUGUGAUCAGAUGUGCGUCAUUUUGGGAGGAAGUGUUACAGUCUUGUGUUUGAGAUGUGUGUGAGAACGCAGAGCCGAAGGAGCGCAGGGUUGUGUGUGUGUGUGUGUGUGUGUGUGUGUGUGUGUGUGUGUGUGUUGCUCAGAGACACUCAUCAGGCAGCAAGCGUUUCAGCGCAGCAUCCCACAAACAAACGCGUGUGUCAUGUGAAUGUGAGUGUGAUGUAGAGUCCAGAGGUCAGAGGUCAGCCGGCUGUAUUGUCAGCACACAGGAAGUUGUGGUGUGAUGCUCUCAGUCCUCCGCUUUCACACACUCCUCUGCUGCCGUCGCAUUCACACACUUGUGUGCAGGGAAGAAGGGUUGACAUCAUAUGAAAUUAUUUUAAUUGUCACAAAAAAAUGCUGUCUUGAUUUCCUAUAUUUACACUAAAGGUCAAAAUGUCAAAUGAUUAAGAUUUGUUUUUCAAAUAAGUCUCUUCUGCUCAUCAGGGAUGCAUUUAUUUAAUCAGAAAUACAGUAAAAACAGUGAAAUAUUAUUCUAAUGUAAACAUCUGUUUUCUGUGUGAAUCUGUGUUAAAGUGUAAUGUAUUUCUGUGAUGCUCCGCUGUAUUUUCAGCAUCAUUCCUCCAGUCUUCAGUGUCACAUGAUCUUCAGAAAUCAUGAAUAAUCUGCUGAUUUACUGCUCGAGAAACAUUAUCAGUGUUGAACAGAUUAAUAUUUCUGUGGAAGCUGUGCUGGGUUUUAUUUCUCAGGAUUCACAGAUGAACAGACAGCGGAGGUUGAAGGCCCGUGACCUGAGGUCAUCGCUCAGGAAACACUCAUCUGACGUGGAACUAUUGUGUGUGUGUCUCACAGGAGGAAAUAGUUCCAGAGCGCCGCACGUUUCCAGGGGGAACCUUUAUAGGGGGCGGCACCUGAGCGGGUCAGAGGUCACGUCAGUCUGUGACUCUGAAGAAUGACGGGCUAUAAACGAGCCGCUGAUUAAAUGUGACACAAAGCUCACAGUCGUCACCAGGGCUGUCUGAAGCGAGCGAGUCUGUGAGGAACCAGGAUCUGUGUUCAGUCUGCUGAGUGACGUCUGAGGGGCGGGGCGUCGCUCACGGCAACCUGUGGCUAUGUGUGACAUCACAGCGAUGCUCCUUAAAGGGCCGGCGCAGCACCUGCUCCGACAGAGACCCGUCCUGAAGCCUACAGGACAGAACCAUAACACUGGACUGCUAGCUGGUUAGAUUUCUCUCGAACAAGGAUGUUUUUUUCAUCUCCUCUGAACUUCGGCUCCUCUCUUCAUCUCACUCGCCUCCUGCUCCUCAUCAUCGCUGUGGCAACACAGGUGGAGGGACGGCCGUCACCACGGCGACCGGACGCUCAGGUUCUGCAGGAUCUGUUCGGGCUGAAGAUCAGCUCUCUGGUACUGGCUCACCCAGAGGUCAGCGAGGGGUCAGCAGAUGAAGCCCCGCCUCUCUCACAGCCGCGUCAUGCUAACGCCGCUCCGUCACGCGUGUUCCUGGAGCUGCUGGGCCGUCACAGGAAGCUGCAGGGGCGGAGCAGGAAGGGCGUGGCGCGCGGCUGCUUCGGGAUGAAGGUGGACCGGAUCGGGGUCAUCAGUGGACUGGGAUGCUGACGCUCUCAGGUGAUCGAGACCUUCACCUGAGCAUCACAGAUCCAGCUCUUCUCCUGAUGUGUGUGUUGACUGUCGGAUCAUUGUUCCUGUCCAGACGGAUGUGACGAGACCGACUCUGCAGAACACACACCUUCAUGUGUUUGUCUUCUAAAGAUCCUGAGGUCUUCUCAGCAGUGUGUGUGUGUGUGUGUGUGUGUGUGUGUGUCUCUGUGUGUGUGUGUGUGUCUCUCUGUGUGUGUGUGUGACCUCUGGCUGAUUGUCCGGUCAGUUUUGUCUUCUGUGUCUGACGUGACAGAGCUUCUGUUCAGUUUGUGAGUGGGAACUUUUUCUCAAUAUUUAACACAAGUUUAAACUUGUUUGUAUGUCCUCCAUAAAUAUUAUUUAACAUCUAAAUCUGAGCUGCUGUUGUUUUUUGUAUUCCUCUCUAUAUUCUAAAGGUUUGUUCUUAUUUCAUUCACACUGAUUUAACAUUUUACUCCUGAAAACAUGGUGAAAAUGUGUGUGUUUUCUGUCUGUUGACAGUAUUUAAUGAUUUAUGAAGCGAUAAAACCCCUAACCCUAAAUAAUUACAAAUUAUAGUCUCAGGCAGGGUCAGAAGGGUUUUGAUGCCUGUGUGCAUCAUCACUGAGUUUUCAUGCGCAUUAAAAUCAUUUCUAUUUGAAGAAGAGCAGAUUUUCAGAAGCAGUGUCUGCGUACGUCAUUAUUCACCCCCGACAAGACCCGCCCACCGAGGUUCAUACUUCUGAUUGACAUGUAAACUGACCAACCAGCGAUAAGAUGUCAGCCAGGUGUUGCCAAGGAUUGAAGCGACUCCAAUAACAUUAUAUUUAUCUCCUGCAGUGCGAAAUUAAGCCAAAAAACGAUUGGGUUAUUUUGGGGCAUAUUUUGAGUAGCAUUUACCGCCACCUACUGGUUAUUUCAGUUUCAUGUUUAAAAGAAUCAUUCGAUUUUUUCUAUCAUUUUAUAUUUCUGUAUUGCAGUAUUUAUAUUUAAAACAUUAAUCUCAUAACAUUAUUUAUGCAAUUUGUAUGAUUUUUUUAAUAAAAUUGCAAA
This is a messenger RNA of Carassius gibelio (silver crucian carp), 2847 nucleotides long. Its product is annotated as C-type natriuretic peptide 2-like. Gene Ontology annotation, cellular component: extracellular region. Gene Ontology annotation, biological process: cGMP biosynthetic process; receptor guanylyl cyclase signaling pathway. NCBI's taxonomy places the organism in Eukaryota, Metazoa, Chordata, Actinopteri, Cypriniformes, Cyprinidae. Gene Ontology annotation, molecular function: hormone receptor binding; hormone activity. The record is from RefSeq and is a predicted model, not a curated record. The coding region runs from base 1420 to 1794 and encodes 124 amino acids. The transcript has 3 exons.